This is a messenger RNA of Vidua macroura (Pin-tailed whydah), 7057 nucleotides long. It is a transcript of the gene TFCP2L1, whose product is annotated as transcription factor CP2 like 1. Lineage: Eukaryota; Metazoa; Chordata; Aves; Passeriformes; Viduidae. The record is from RefSeq and is a predicted model, not a curated record. The transcript has 15 exons. Gene Ontology annotation, biological process: regulation of transcription by RNA polymerase II. Gene Ontology annotation, cellular component: nucleus. Gene Ontology annotation, molecular function: DNA-binding transcription activator activity, RNA polymerase II-specific; RNA polymerase II cis-regulatory region sequence-specific DNA binding. Bases 107 to 1534 code for a protein of 475 amino acids.
CGGCGGGGCCGCGGCUCCAGCUGGCGGCAGCCGUGCCGGGCACCCGUGGGGUGGGCAGCGCGGCCGCCGCUCCGCAGCGCAGGGACCGCCGCCGGCCGCCCCCAAGAUGCUGUUUUGGCACACGCAGCCGGAGCAUUACAACCAGCACUCGACCGGCAGCUACCUGCGAGAUGUCCUUGCGCUGCCGAUCUUCAAGCAGGAAGAGCCGCAGCUGUCUCCUGAGAACGAUGCCAAACUGCCACCCUUCCAGUACGUCCUCUGCACAGCCACCUCCCCCGCCGUGAAACUGCACGAAGAAACUCUGACCUACCUCAACCAAGGUCAGUCUUAUGAAAUCCGUCUACUUGAGAAUAGGAAAUUGGGAGAGUUUCAAGAUUUAAACACAAAAUAUGUAAAGAGUAUAAUUCGUGUAGUUUUCCAUGACCGCCGCCUGCAGUACACAGAGCAUCAGCAGCUCGAGGGCUGGAGGUGGAGUCGGCCUGGGGACCGCAUCCUUGAUAUAGAUAUCCCGCUGUCAGUUGGUAUCUUGGAUCCCAGGGCUAGCCCAACCCAGUUGAACACCGUUGAAUUUCUCUGGGAUCCGUCAAAGAGGGCUUCAGCAUUCAUUCAGGUACAUUGCAUCAGCACAGAAUUUACUCCACGGAAACAUGGAGGAGAGAAAGGGGUCCCCUUCCGAGUGCAAAUUGACACCUUUAAGCAGAAUGAAAAUGGUGAAUACACAGAACACUUGCAUUCUGCAAGCUGCCAGAUCAAAGUGUUCAAGCCUAAAGGAGCAGACAGAAAGCAGAAGACUGACAGGGAAAAAAUGGAAAAGAAGACCACCCAAGAGAAGGAGAAGUAUCAGCCUUCCUACGAGACAACUAUUCUCACAGAGUGCUCUCCCUGGCCAGAUGUGCCUUAUCAAAUGAACAAUGCUCCAUCUCCAAGCUACAACAGUUCUCCCAACAGCUUCAACCUCGGAGAUGGCAACAGUUCUCCAACCCACCAAAUGGAGCUCCUGCCUCCCAGCAAUGAUCAUCUCCUUCCUUCUGCUUCUAUUCAAGAUGCCCAGCAGUGGCUUCAUCGUAAUAGGUUCUCUCCAUUCUGUAGACUCUUCUCAAGUUUUUCGGGUGCCGACUUACUGAAGAUGUCCAAAGAAGAUUUUGUUCAAAUCUGUGGGCCUGCUGAUGGAAUUCGGCUUUUUAAUGCAAUUAAAGGAAGAAAUGUGAGGCCCAAGAUGACAAUUUAUGUCUGUCAAGAACCAGAGCAAAACAGGUCCCAUCUCCACCAAAAACGAGAAAAUGGAGAUGGCAGUCUUUGUGUGUAUCAUGCAAUCUUCUUAGAAGAGCUGACCACGCUGGAAUUACUGGAGAAGAUUGCAAACUUGUACAGCAUUUCUCCACAGCAGAUCAAUCGGAUCUACCGGCAGGGACCCACGGGGAUCCACGUGUUAGUGAGCAAUGAGAUGGUGCAAAACUUCCAAGACGAAUCCUGUUUUGUUAUCAGUACAUUGAAAGCUGAAAGCAAUGAUGGCUACCACAUCAUUUUAAAAUGACCAUGCUGCACAGAGGGACUUUAACGGCCUAAAACUUAGUGCCUCACUGAGAUUGCUACAAGCUAGACUGGAAACAUGAAGAACCUUCUGGAUAAAUGCUCCUGUGAACUAAGAAUUACCAAACAGCUUAAGAAAAAACUUGCUUUUACAGAUAGAAAUUUUUGGUGGUGUGUGAUUUUGGUGGGUUUGGUUUUUUUUGUUUGUUUGGUUUGAUUUUUGUUUUGGUUCUUUUGGUUUUUUUAAGCUGGAUCUGAGAACAUCCUCAAAGCUUGUACAUGCUUUUUGCUCCCCUCCCUUCCUCUUCAGUCUUAAAAACUGUAGAGGUUUCUGCUCAUUACUUAGAAACAUCUGCCUUGUACUAAAGGGAAAUGAAAGAUAAACAAAUCCCAAUUCUCUUCACCCCUCAUGUUCAGAUGAAUUGAUUUACUUACAGUUCUGAGUGCUCUCUUGCUUUCAACACACACCCUGAUGCUGAUGGACGUGGACUCCCCAGGGCUCCUCUUGUGCUCUUUGAGGUGGAGGGCUUGGGGCUACCUGCCAGAACAGAUUGGGCAAUGCAGGGGAUGGGUUUGGUGCCCAGCCUUCACCCGAAGUAUCAGCUCUGGAAGCCCACACUUAGUUGUUCUCCACCUGCAGAUGUGCUCAAAGUCCAGAGACCCUGGUCCCUCCUGACAGACCUUCUGUAGUACCAAUUCAGCAGAACAGUUCUGGGGGGGUUCAAGAGAGGACAGACAACUUGAGGCAAGUGGUUCAGUACCAUAUUAUUAUCUUUAGCUUCAGAGUAGUCUCCUUGAAUGGAGCGUAUGAAGGUUUUCUGAGGAACUGUUUUGAGCAUUGGAAGCUAUAGUGCUCAUGAAAAAUUCAUACUAUGGAUUUAUUCUACUCUACAAAUUAGUGAUUAACUGCUAUCUUUACUGUAACUGGGAAUUAGAAGUUAUAAUCUUAAUGGAUUUUCAUCCUGUUACUGAAGUAAAACUGUUUUGAUCAAGACCAGGUAACAGAUCAUCUUAGUUGCUGCUUCUUACAUUCUUGCUCUUUCACUUUUGACUCCUGUUUCCCAUAUCUUUAACUAUGAUCAGCUCCACCCUCCCUUGGUCUUUUGGGACUCCAUCCAGGCUCCAUUAAGCUAAAAAGGUGGCUUCCACUGAAGUCAAAGGCAAACUGGAUCACACCUUUCUUGCAUGGAUUGAGCCAUUUCACUUUUGACAGCUAAGUAAUAUGGUUGUUUCUCCAAACUGAGUGUCCAUAUACCAUCAAAAUCUGAUUCUUGAAUGUUUUCAUUUCAUCCUGAACUAACAUGGAAAGCUGAAAUACCAAACAUUUUCCUGGAAUGGAAUUUUUUUCAAAAAAUGAGAAAUUGUCAGCUGGAAAACACUGAAUAAAAUGUUCCAGCCUUUUGAAAUGGAAACAUUUAAUUAAAUCCAUUUGGCCCUUAAAGCAGCAUCAGUUUGAGCUACUGUUGCAGCCCUCAGAAAUUGUCAUUCAAGUGCCUUGCACGCUGUGUCUCCCUUGGGGCUGAGCUCUUUGGCUGAAUUACAGAUCCCAUGAUGCUCCUACCUUGGGUUAGUCAAACAGGGAAUGCGUCAUGAGGGCUGGAGAGGUGCCCAGGGAAAGAGGGGGCCAUGGAGCCCUUGAAUUACAGCUCCCAGCUGACACUGCAGGAAUUCGGACAGACACGGACUGAUAUGUCUCUGACAAAAGUUAUGUGUUUCAAGUUUUCCCAACAGAAAUAAACAGCAAAAUAUUGAGAAAAGCAACCUUUUUUUCAUUAAAGCAUCAAGUUUUGUGCAAAAAACCCCACCCAUCCCCACUGAUUUUUUUUUUUUUUUUUAAUACCGAAAAUAAUACUAGAAUAGAAAACUUGUGUUACAAUGGGAAAACCUUCAGCCAACUCAGCUAAUUGAGCAGCAAUGCCUACUUAGGCACGAUCUUGCUCAAUUGACUGCCCUGGAUGCUCCAUGAAUUGUAGGCAUGCAAAAAUGAUGUCUAGGCUUUGGGAUAUGGAGGUUCCCCCUUCUGAAAUGAAGGAAUUGAGGCUUCUUGGUUGAAAACCAAGCUGUGUAGGUGAAGAGGAGCUCCUGGCCAUGGAAUCCAGGUUGUGGCCACACACAGCUGCCUUCCAAAGAGUGAAUGAAUUCCAGAUGCCUUUGUGAGCAGGUGGGACCAGUGUGCCCCUGUUUACCAGGAGAUGCUUGAUUAAUUUUCUAGAAGGUGCUUUGGAAGAUGGAUGUUGGCUGUGGUUUUUCAUCCUGCUCUGUAAUACUGACCCAGUACAUGGUAUGGCUGUCACUGGCAUGCAGCUCAGGUGAAUCUGACAUCGUGGGAAGGGUUCUAAAUAGACCUUGAAGUUGCCAGGAGCAUAGCCUGUCUCAUAUCAUAUCCACUUGGAUGUGAUAGCCCUGUAACUGAGGGGACACAGCAAUACUGAUACACAGUAGAGUGAAGAAAGGAUAGAGGUGGCUUUGCUGCCAGAGUUAGGGACUGAGAAUUGUUUGCUUGUUAUAAAAUGUCUAACUUCCUGAUUCUUCUAAAACCCAGCUCUUGCCCGUAAGGAAUUAUAUGCCAAAGUCCUCAUAGUGUUUCAAUAGCACUUGCUUGAUGAAUUUUGAACAAAAGUCUCUUAGGGCCUUGCUGUAUUUAGAUUUUUUAAAAUAAAUAAAAUCAUUUGAGGAUGAAUUUGACAAUAGAUCUUGCUCCAAUGCUCUAAAAAUAUAUACCAGAGUAAACAAUCCCAUAGACUAUAUAUGUUUUCCUAUGCGUUGGCUCUGUGUGAGCCUGUUGUAACGCUGUAUGGCUUAGGGGUGUGUAUGUAAUGCCUACCCUUAUUUGACAGAGUAUUUCUUGUCCUUGUUUAACCUCUGUAGCUCCAACAGAAAUUUGGAGGUUUGUGGUUAAGUAACAUACACAUCCAUGAAGACACAGCAUGGCUGGUUUGGUGUCCAGGAGAUUGUUGAGUUACUUCAGCUUAGAAUCAUAGAUUGUCUUGAGUUGAAAGGAGCCCUGAAGGGUCACAGAGUCCAAUGGCCCUGGUUCUUACAGGAGUACCUGAUAUUGAUCCCUGUGACUGUGAGUGUUAUCCAGAGCAGCCCAGGUGCUCCUUGAACUCUGGCAGGCUUGGUGCCAUGACCAGGGGUAAGGGAAGUCCCUGAGCAGCCUGUCCCAGUGGCCAACCACCCUCUCAGUGAAGAGUCUUUCUCCAGUGUCCAGUCUGAACUUGCCCUGAUUCAGCUUCACUCCAUUCCCUCACUUCUGCUGCUGGUCACCAGAGAGGGGAGAUCAGCACCUCCUCUCCACUGCUUGCCUUGAGGAAGGUGCAGAGAGAUAGAGAGAGAGACUUGUCUCACCUGUGUGACAGGUAAUCCUUGACUGUCCUUGGAUCUGCCAUCUCUGGAAGGACUUGUUUGACCCGUUUGUGGAAGUGACAGCCUCCAGAAGGAAGCUUUUGUUUCCUCAAGAGUGGAGGAAGCAUAAAUGUUUAGUCUGGGAUAGAUACCUAAAUUCUAGAUAGACUAAAGGCAAGGGAGGUGAGUAGCUCCCACUCAUCUAAAUAGCAUUUACUUUUUUAUUAAGUGCCUGUUACACUUAUUUUUACUCUUUUUAAUUGUUGUUGCUUCUAUUUCUUAAAAAGUAAGAAAACCUACUCAAAGUGAUUUAACUGGAACUUUUUUCAGCUAUAUGUGAAAUUUGUGCAGCAGAACUUUUUAAGGACUGGGGCUUAGGAUAACACUGUUUCCCAAGCUAUCCAGCUCUUCAGUUGUGUGUAUGAUGACAGCCACUAAGAGUAAAGGUGGGCUUGCUGGGGAUGAAAAGGCAGAAUCAUUAUGUGAUUAAUACCAAUAUGACUACCCAGUACUGCAAAGUAUAAACUUGCAUUCUUGUCAGAUCUGUACUGUCUGUUUGAAAUUUCGUAAAUUCUGGCAUUUUCUCAAUCAUUGAGUAAAAUGAUAGAGAUCAAUUAAUAUGACUCUGGUGAUGUCUGGAAAACUCACAGUAAUGCCCACCAUACACAACUGCAGGGCAGGGAAAGGGCAAAUGACCUGUUGAUAAAAUCUUGGCAUCUGAUUGAGGUGGUAGGACAAGUGCUAUUAAAGUUAAAUUAGUGUUCUUUCUGCUGGCCCUGAAUGGUUAAUUGGCUAAAGUAGAAAUAAUCAUUCAAUAUGGAAAAUACUGGAGUUCUCAUUGUCUUAGAGUGAAAUUUAAUGGGCUGAAGUUUCAAGACUCAGAGGUGGUGAAAGGAUUCUUGCAUUUAAGAAGCCCUGAAUGGCACUCUCCUUAUAAUGUAACAUAUACAUAUAUAUGCAUAUAUAUAUACAUAUAUAUAUCCACAUACAUACUGUACUGUAUCAACACAUAUUUGUGCUGAGUACAUGUGUUCUUUGGCUUUAACUGGUACUCUGCUUUGUUUAGUUGCAGUUCAAUGUAAAAGACUCUGGUUGAUCAAGCUUCAAAAUCUAGCCAUUCCUUGGGUAGAAAUGUAAAAGUCCAUAGUAGCAACUAGGUGAUUUGGACAUGGUACACUUGGAGUGAUGUAAGUUUGACUUUCUGCGAUACAAAUCCCAGGCCUUGGUGAAGAUGAGCAUAUUCUUUCACUAACACUGCAGUUCUACAUUGCAGCUUCUGAAAAUUAGUUAGAGUAACAGAGAAAUAGAUUGCCCAGUGCUUGGUGAACUAGUAAGGCUACUCCAUAAGCAGAACAACCAUACGAUGACUUUUCCUAGCUCAAUGUUGUAUUGCUUAAGCAUUGGCUGUAAUUCUAACAAUCAUCUGGUGGAUGACUGAAACAGGUUUUUUUUGUCUCUUAUCUGUUGGGAUUUUUUUUUUACUUCUCAAAGAAAUGCUUAUAUUCAGACUGUAGCUUCUCUUUCUCCUCCAGUUAUGAAAUGGUUUAACUUUAUGCUAGUAAUAGAAAUAUUUUCAUUAGAUUAUAAUCUGUUUGACAGCACAGGGUACUCAGAGUGGGGAGUGUUUGGCUUUGAUCAUCACUACUGUGGGUGAAUAUGAGAAGGCAGACUGGAGGUUUAUCUAACAUCCUUGGCUCUCUCUAACAAAUGGGUUAAGCUAGUGCCUAAUUUUUUGUGCAUUUUUGAUUUGUACCUUUUUUUUUCCCCAUUCCCUCAAAAUUCUGCUCCCUGGUGGAGGAUGCAUUGGUGACCAGAUGGUGUGCCCAACUUUUUAAAGUAGCCUGCUGUUCCGGUUUGCUUGGGGUGAGUGUUUAUCUUUCAAAGGGGAGUUACCUCUCUCCACUGACAAUGCAGCUGUUAGAGGCAGGCAGUGCUGGCCAUAAAGUUGGCAUGAUGGGCAAGGGCCAGUGGAGGUGGGUUGAUGGGAGGCUGAGGCGUACCAGUUGUGAGUAAAUAUUGCCACACUCUUCGUCUUUUCGUUUGUUGGUUUUUGGGGUUUUUUGUACAUGAAUAAAUAAAAAAAAAAGCAUAUUUUGCACUGGCUCUUGUACUGUUGUGCAGAAGAAAUCUGUAUUUAGAAUCUGUGCUCCAGUCAAAAUGCAAAUAAAUCUGUUUGUAAGAA